AGCUAGUUAUAGCACUUUAUUCCACCACCCCCCAACCGGAGUUAGCUAGCUAGUAUCCUUAGAUGUGCGAGUCUGCAUCCAGGAAUAUUCCCCAACGCAAGUUACGCAGAAUGAGCAACACCGCGAGUACUAGGAGAUGAACCGUGUCGAGCGAACAAUGUUCGUCUGACUGGCGUGGUUUCACCAAAAGGGGAAAAGAAAAACGGAGCAGUUUCCUGUGAGAGACACUCCCUCUGCUCACCCCCACACUUCCUGACGUUUGGACACACCCCCGCAGGUGCAGACACGCCCCCGCAGGUCCAGACACGCCCUCUGUAGAGCGUGUCCUGUGAGAGAGCCACUGCAGAGAGGAGGGGAUGAGGGCUUGUGCGGCCUGCCGGGCCUGAGUGGAGCACCUCGCUGGAGAAGCAGGGACACAGCUGGGGUGAAGCAGGCUGCUGCUGUGAGACCAGAACACACCUCCGGAAACUGCCUUACCUAGAUAGACUGAGAGAGACCUAGAAAAGAGAGAGACCACGAAAGAGAGACUUACAGAGAGAGAGAGAGAGAGAGAGAGACAUCAGAAGACCUACAUUUUCACAGAGAGAUCACCUGAACAACCAUCAAGACCGUUUGACAUAAUUGUCAAACAGCGACAUAGAGACCAGCACACCUGGUGAAACACCAGCUCAUCUGAAGAGAGACUCUUUAGUUUAGAGACACUCCAGCAGGAAGCUCAGCUCUCCUUUGUGCUCUGCCGGCCUCAGCUGCAUUUGAUCUGUCGCUUCAGUUAACAGUCUGUCUCUCUGCCACACCUGUCUGUCUGUCACACCUGUCUGUCUGCCACACCUGUCUGUCUAUCACACCUGUCUUGUCUGACUGGCCUCCGCCUGCCCCUCCCCUCCCCGGCUAGUCUCUCCUGGCUGUCUCCGUCCUCCCGUAGGAGUCUUAGUGGUCCCUGAGGACCGCGUGGCGGUGGAGUAACAGUGGAGAAGCCAGGGUACCACAAGCUUAUGGACUUUGACAAGAGAGGGGGAGGAGGAGGGGGGAAGGCCGAGGGGGAGGAGGGGAAGAGGAUGGCCAAGACGGGCAGCAGCAGGUCUCACGGGGGGCGGGGCCCCGGGAACUCCGGGGUGCUCAUGGUCGGCCCCAACUUCCGUGUGGGGAAGAAGAUCGGCUGUGGGAACUUCGGAGAGCUUCGCCUGGGGAAGAACCUCUACACCAACGAAUACGUGGCCAUCAAACUGGAGCCAAUCAAAUCCAGAGCUCCACAGCUACACCUGGAGUAUCGAUUUUAUAAGCAGCUGGGGGCAUCAGAGGGCGUGCCCCAGGUGUACUACUUUGGGCCAUGUGGGAAGUACAACGCCAUGGUGCUGGAGCUGCUGGGGCCCAGCCUGGAGGACCUGUUUGACCUGUGCGAUCGCACCUUCAGCCUCAAGACCGUCCUCAUGAUCGCCAUCCAGCUGAUCUCCAGGAUGGAGGUGGCCCACACAAGGAGUCUGAUCUACCGCGACGUGAAGCCGGAGAACUUCCUGUCUGGUCGGCCGGGCAGCAAGAGGCAGAACAUCAUCCACAUCAUCGAUUUCGGCCUGGCCAAGGAGUACAUCGACCCCGAGACCAAGAAGCACAUCCCGUACCGCGAGCACAAGAGUCUGACGGGCACUGCACGCUACAUGAGCAUCAACACACACCUGGGCAAAGAACAAAGCAGAAGGGAUGACCUGGAAGCUCUGGGUCACAUGUUCAUGUACUUCCUGCGAGGCAGCCUGCCCUGGCAGGGCCUGAAGGCAGACACUCUGAAGGAGCGUUACCAGAAGAUCGGAGAUACCAAGAGAGCCACGCCCAUAGAGGUGCUGUGUGAGGGAUACCCAGAGAUGGCCAGCUACCUGCGUUACGUGCGGAGGCUGGACUUCUUUGAGAAGCCGGACUAUGACUACCUGAGGAAGCUGUUCACAGACCUGUUCAACAGGAACGCCUACGUGUUCGACUACCAGUACGACUGGGUGGGCAAGACCCUGCCCACGCCUAUUGGUCCAGUAGCCGGUGACACACCCAUGCAGUCUAGUACCAGAGAGAAGACGCAACAGCAGACCAAAAACCAGUCACCAGAACCCAAAGGAAGUGACCAGCCUACUCCAGUGACCAAUAGGGAGCUCCUGGGGUCACAUCUUACAGCUGAUAGGCUAGGGGGCUCUGUUCAGGUGAUGAGCUCGACCAAUGGGGAGCUGAAUACAGAUGAUCCCACGGCGGGCCACUCCAAUGCACCAAUCACGGCCCCAGCUGAGGUGGAGGUGGCUGAUGACACCAAGUGUUGCUGUUUCUUUAAGAGGAGGAAGAGGAAAGCUCUGCAGAGGCAGUGAGGAGGAAGAGGAAGAUGCUCCUCAGCACCAGCUCAGUAAGGACAGGCUUCAUAUGCAACUCCUGAAAGGAGGAUGAGGAGAGGCAGAGGAGGAGAGGCAGAGGAGGAGAGGCAGAGGAGGAGGAGGUGUAUAAGGGACUCCUCCUCCCCCCCCCCCCCAGAGGAAGGCUGAGGGACAGAGACACUCAAAGACGUCCUGCCUGGCUCCUCCUCUCCUCAGUGCUGGGGAUGGGACACCUGCCUGUGGAACACACACACACACGCUUCGCAGGUCUUAACUAUGACAUGGUUGUAGUGGCUGUGGACUAUACCAUGGACUAUGCCCCUGCUCUCACUCACACACACACACACACUCACACACACACUCACACACACACAAAGACUGAACUGUCCAUGUGGAGCAGGAAGAACUGGGCUGUGUUGAGAGACACAUGCAGGAACCAGGAGAACCAGGGGUCUGGCCUAGAACCAGGGAACUGGACCAGGAGUGGAACCAGAAAAAAAUGUAUAUGUAAAUUCUAUGCUUUUCCUUUAUUUUGUAAUUUAAAAUGAUGUUUGAAACCCCCUC
Molecule: messenger RNA, 2906 nt
Organism: Osmerus eperlanus (European smelt)
Lineage: Eukaryota; Metazoa; Chordata; Actinopteri; Osmeriformes; Osmeridae
Product: casein kinase I-like
Exons: 14
Coding region: 993-2339 (448 amino acids)
Biological process (GO): peptidyl-serine phosphorylation; endocytosis; positive regulation of canonical Wnt signaling pathway
Cellular component (GO): nucleus; cytoplasm; plasma membrane
Molecular function (GO): protein serine/threonine kinase activity; ATP binding
Source: RefSeq, a predicted model, not a curated record